CAUAUUCCCUGUUGACAUCUAGGUAAUUUAAAGAUGGUUUUGGAUGAAUUACCUUGACCAGUCUGUUUUAUAUUACCUAUUCCCAUUCCUUCCACUUUCAUGUUCUACAUGCUCAAAUCUGAAGCUCCAUACACAACAGGAAAACGAUGAAUUGACAAGAAUUGACUCAGUUAAGCUAGUAAAAUUGGAUUAUAGGUUUAUAGGUGAUUGAUUAUAAAUUUGUAGCUUCAAUGCUGACAUUGUGCUCAGGGUACGAUUAAUUUAAAUUACACAAGUUCAAAUGGAACUUUCGAAAAACCUGUUAGAAGUUAGAACUUAUUUUCAUAUUCAACUAGAUAAUAAACAUUAUUAAGAAAAAACAAAACGGAAACAGGGGAGGUUUGAGCUAGAUAAUUGUUGAGAACCGAUCUUCAACUAUGAAAAAUCUCAUAAGAAACUCAGCCUUUCUCACAUAAUAAACAAAGAAUUAAAUGAAAAAUCUCAAACUGAGAAAAUAAAACAAGUUAACCACCUUAUGGGAACUGCAAGAGACCAGCUUCCGAACCGGAACCCAAAAAAUCUCCUCCUGGAAUGUGGAUGAAGCAGCUAGUUCUGGAUGAAGAAAGGCAACAUCCAGUACGUCAGUUAAUAUAAUACUUUUUACUUGAUGAAACAAAUUUACUCGUCUUUUAUCUUAUGUUAAAAAACUGUGAUUCGUAGCGUUGGAUGCCAUUGACUGUAGAAAACUGUCAAAUUUCAUAGUAUUUAAAUUAAAUAAGAAUAAGAAUAAUUGGAAUAUUAAUUAAUAAUUUUUUUAUAAAAUAUGAUUUCAAAAAUAAAAAAUAAAAAAUAAAUUACUAAUUACAAAUUUUGAAAAAAUAAAAAGAAUAAUGUUGUGUAUAAUUUCAAACAUGUGAGACUAAUUUAAUUUAGGCUUAAAUAUGAUUUUAAUUUUUCUCUUAGUAAUUUGUUAAUUAAUUUUAAUAUUUGUAUAUAUAACAUCUGAACUUAUGUAACUUGAUUGAGACAUAACAUAAGAUGCAUCAUUAAUAAAAUUAUGAAAUUAAAAUUGUAGCUUAUAAAGUUAGAAUUUUUAAAAUUGAGAUUUAGAAUUACGAAGAAAAUCAAAGAUAAAUGUCAUAUUAUCGUUAGCUUGAAGUGAACUAAUAAAGAGAUUUUAACUAACGCAUUAUUAGUAGAGGGUACAGGGAGCAUGGCGAGCGAAGAAAAGAGCAAUGGCGUUGGUAGCAGCAUCACGAAAGGUGGGUAUGCGUAUGCGUAUGCUGGGAGACAGUUACAGUUUCAGUUUCUCAACUGAAUCACAAUCCCAUUACAGGAAGCAGAUUUCACUCGCAAAUCUCUUCAAAAAGUACGGUUUCCCCUCUUCCCUUCUUCCCUCCUUUCUCUCUCAGAACCCCUCCCUCUUCCAUUCCCCUCUUCCGCAGCUCAACAAAUCGCUCGCCACUCUCUUUUCCCUCCGAAUUCCCCAAAACGCUAUCGUUUCACUCCUCCGCGAUUGCCCCUCCAUCUUGGACUGCACCUUCCUCAAUAACUUCCAAUCGCGUCUCCCCGAAUUCAAAUCUCGCUUCCCCAAUCCUUCCCCUUCCACGCUCGUUAAUCUUUUGCAUUGUUCUAGAAGGUUCCACCUCGACCCCCUUCAUCUUUCUCACAAACUUGACUCUUUUAUGGGUUUAGGCUUUUCCCAGGCUACCGUGGUUAGGGUUUUGGAGGGGUUCCCUUCUGGCCUCGUGACGAGCGGCGGUGAAGCCGUGCGUGUCGUUGAAUUUCUUGUCGAAUUCGGGGUUCCCAGGGAUGAGAUUGAUCGUGUUGUUGGGCUGUUCCCUAGGGUUUUGGGACUUGGGGUUGAAGAUAGGUUGAAGCCCUUGAUUUGUGAGUUGAGAGGUUUGGGAUUUUCCGGGCGUGAAAUUAGGAAAGAGAUCGUGAGGGAUCCGAGGAUCCUGGGAAUGGAAAUUGGGGAAUUCUCGCGGUGUUUGCGGUUGUUAGAGACUUUGAAGUGCAGAGAAGCGAUAAAAGAGAGGGCUUUGGGGGAGCGUUUGAUGAGGGCCUGUUUUGAGGUGAAAUUGAGAGUGGAUUGUUUGUGUGGUCAUGGUUUGACUCGAAGAGAUGCAUUUAAGGUGUUGUGGAAAGAACCGAGGGUGAUCACUUAUGAUGUGGGAGAUAUUGAGAAGAAGAUUGAGUUUUUGAUGCAUAGGAUGAAAUUUAGUGUGGAUUGUUUGCUUGAUGCUCCUGAAUACUUGGGUGUGAAUUUUGAGAAGCAGAUUGUUCCCAGGUACAACGUGGUCGAGUAUUUGGAGGCAAAAGGUGCCAUUGGUUUUGAGGUUGGGUUGAAGGACCUUAUCAAGCCCUCUAGGCUUAGGUUUUACAAUCUUUAUGUCAAGCCUUACCCAGAGUGUGAAAAAAUAUAUGGGAGAUUUUCAGGGGAUCUUCAAGUUAAAAGGAAGCAUCCUCUUGGACUGUGGAAGCUCUUUAAACCGCACAAGUUUCCGGAGUCUGAUGAAGAUGUGAGGAACAUGAAGUGCUUCAUGGACUCACUGGUGUAAUGGGUCUCUCUGAUCUCUGUAAAGUGCUGGUUGGAUCUUGGUUGCGUGAUUGAUGAGUUGCCGGGCUUUGUACUAAUUUAACAAUUUUGGUUCUUUGAUUUGUUUCUUAAAUCAACUAGUAUAGGAAAUAUGUAUAUUUUCAGAAUGCCAAUGAAGUGCAUGAGAGCUGAUUUAAUACUUCCAAAAAUUAGUUAUUUCCCUUUUAUGCCUAAUUAUUUGAUGAGUACUAACAAUAGCUAUACAUGCGAUGUUCUUGAAUAAGUACGCGUGGGUUUCGUUUUACGUUGAUAUUGCGUAGACGUGUGAUGUAUAUUCAGACAUGCUAAAUAAAUGGCUAAAACGACGAUAAGGACUUUUGUUCGCAGGCUAUUAUUGAUUUCAAUUUUGAUUGUUUCGACCUUAUUCCAUUAACACACUGAAACAGAAUAUGGAACCAAGGAAGCUAGGUUUUGUUUUGUUUUUACUAAAUGGGUCUGACAGACAAGUCCAUAGAAAUAAGGGUAUUACAUUGGGGGUUAACAUGCAAUUGUGUUUCCCGAUUUCCGAAUCUUCACAGAAUAAGGUUUCCAACACAUCCUUCCAAGCACAAAUUGGAGUCGAUUUCAUACGCUUUUGAUCCAACUUCAAUUCUGAAAUUUUCUGCGCGUACAGUGACUGUUCUUCACGUUUCUUUAUCUGGAUUGUUUACAAAAUUGACAUGAAAAUGCAUUUUCUUAAUUCUCUAGUGAGAGCUUUCUGACGCUCUUUUCGGAUUGUAAAUAAGAGUUCAUUUUAUGCAUUUUCAGUUCAAUAUCGUAAGUGCCCCCACAUUUUGAAAUUUCCUAUGGAUAGUGGCUAUUUUCUAUAUUUAUGACCUGGGUUGUCCAUAAAACUAACAUAUAAUUGCAUUUCCUCCAUCAUCACAACGACCCCUUUCCAUUGCAUCCUUCUAUGCAUCGUUUGGAGAUAAUUUUACCUGCCUUUGACCCAGAGACGAAGUGUCACAAUUUUGAACUCACUUUACGUGAGCAGUAACUAUUUUUGUAUUUCUUGAUCAGACACCCGUUUUGUUGCAUUCCUCGUUGUAUAAGUUUUCCGACGAGUCUUUCCGGGCGUGAAUCAAACACUACUGCACAUGUUUAUGCUCAUUUUUGUAUG
Messenger RNA from Abrus precatorius (Indian licorice), 3677 nucleotides. Its product is annotated as transcription termination factor MTERF15, mitochondrial. The transcript has a single exon. The coding region runs from base 1215 to 2540 and encodes 441 amino acids. Gene Ontology annotation, molecular function: double-stranded DNA binding. Gene Ontology annotation, biological process: regulation of DNA-templated transcription. NCBI's taxonomy places the organism in Eukaryota, Viridiplantae, Streptophyta, Magnoliopsida, Fabales, Fabaceae. The record is from RefSeq and is a predicted model, not a curated record.